This is a messenger RNA of Meriones unguiculatus (Mongolian gerbil), 2750 nucleotides long. It is a transcript of the gene Rnf128, whose product is annotated as ring finger protein 128. The record is from RefSeq and is a predicted model, not a curated record. Lineage: Eukaryota; Metazoa; Chordata; Mammalia; Rodentia; Muridae. Bases 214 to 1500 code for a protein of 428 amino acids. The transcript has 7 exons.
CGCGUCGGAGGCGGCAGCGGCAGUCGCAAGUGAGCAUCCACAGCGCCUGCAGGGGCUGCGUCUGCAGCAGCCGGGUCGCUGACGCCGCGUGCCGGGCCAGGGCAGCCCUCGACCUCGCUGGUCCCCGGGGGGCCGCCCGCCUGUCCCGCCUGGCUCGUCACCCCCGCCACCCCUCGCUCCGGGCCCGGGUCUCCCAGCCGCUGAGUGCACGCCAUGGGGCUGGCGCUCAGGCUCCGGCUCCGCUGCCGCGACGGCUGCGGGGCCGCCCGGCUGCUGGCUUGGGGCUUCCUCCUGGCUCUGAGUCCUCAGGCGCCCGCCUCCCGGGGCGCUGAGGCCGUGUGGACCGCGUACCUGAACGUGUCCUGGCGGGUCCCGCACACCGGAGUGAACCGCACGGUGUGGGAGCUGAGCGAGGAGGGCGUGUAUGGCCAAGACUCGCCGCUCGAGCCCGUCUCCGGAGUCCUGGUGCCGCCCGACGGGCCCGGGGCGCUCAACGCUUGUAACCCGCACACGAAUUUCACGGUGCCCACGGUUUGGGGGAGCGCUGUGCAAGUGUCUUGGCUGGCCCUCAUCCAACGCGGCGGAGGCUGCACCUUCGCGGACAAGAUCCAUCUGGCUUAUGAGAAAGGGGCUUCUGGGGCCGUGAUCUUUAACUUCCCCGGGACCCGCAAUGAGGUCAUCCCCAUGUCUCACCCCGGUGCAGGAGACAUUGUUGCAAUCAUGAUUGGCAAUCUAAAAGGAACAAAAAUUCUACAGUCUAUUCAAAGAGGCAUACAAGUAACAAUGGUCAUCGAAGUAGGGAAAAAACAUGGCCCUUGGGUGAAUCAUUAUUCAAUUUUCUUCGUUUCCGUGUCCUUUUUUAUUAUUACGGCAGCAACUGUGGGCUAUUUUAUCUUUUAUUCUGCUCGAAGAUUACGAAAUGCAAGAGCUCAAAGCAGGAAGCAGAGGCAGUUAAAGGCAGAUGCCAAAAAAGCUAUUGGAAGGCUUCAGCUGCGUACUUUGAAACAAGGAGACAAGGAAAUUGGCCCUGAUGGAGACAGCUGUGCUGUGUGUAUUGAGCUCUAUAAACCAAAUGAUUUGGUUCGCAUCCUAACCUGCAAUCAUAUUUUCCAUAAGACAUGUGUGGACCCAUGGCUUUUAGAACACAGGACUUGCCCCAUGUGCAAGUGUGACAUUCUCAAAGCUCUGGGAAUUGAGGUGGAUCUUGAAGAUGGAUCGGUGUCCUUACAAGUUCCUGUUUCUAAUGAAGCAUCUAAUACUGCCUCUCCCCAUGAAGAGGACAAUCGCAGUGAGACUGCAUCAUCUGGAUACGCUUCAGUACAGGGAGUGGAUGAGCCACCUCUGGAUGAACACGUGCAAUCAGCAAAUGAAAAUCUACAGCUGGUAAACCAUGAAGUAAAUUCUGUGGCAGUGGAUGUUGUUCCUCAUGUUGACAACCCAACCUUUGAAGAAGAUGAAACUCCUGAUCAAGAGACUCCUGUUAGAGAAAUUAAAUCAUAAAAAUCUCUGUCAAUAGAAAACUUGAACUGUUAGUUAUGACAGGACUGCCAAUCAGGGCCUAGUUUACUAUUAAUGAACUAGGUAAAUUUAAAAUAAGAAUGAUACUGAAAGUGCUGAGAUGACUAAUAUUAUACUAUAAUUAAAUAACUUAACAUAUUUAACCUAGUAACUUUUUCCACAAACUCACUAUAACAUUUUUCAUAGGCAAGAUUCCUCUUGAUGAUAGUGAUAGCAACAUUUUUAAACAUUCAGAACUGUCUAUAAGUAGUUGGGUUUUUCAUUUAUAACAACUUUCUUAUAAAAAUUUGUUGCUUCAAAAAUGUGGUGUGGCUGUAAUCAUGUUAUUUUAUGAUAGCAUUAUAAUUAAACAAUACUACUAUUUUAGCUUGGGCUCUAUGUGUCAGGGUUUGUCUCCAGGUGCUUAUAUUGAUCUGGAAUUUUAAAAAGCAUUGAGAACUUAGGCAUUAAGUUGCUAGUACAAGUUUAAAGUAAAAUAUUCAUUUUAAACUUUCUUUUAAAAUUAAGCUGUCUAUGUAUUUCAUGUGAGUGUUGAGCAUAGUUUGUCAGAAAAUAUGGAUUGAAUUUGUUAAUCAGUAUAUUAGUGACACCACACAAGAUUAUAGACACAAAACUUUUCUAACAAAACUAUUGUAAACUAUGUCUCAAAUUUGAAAUUUUCAAAAGCACAGGAUAGAAACUACCAUAAGAUUUGAAAAUAGUAAUAGCAGAGUAAAUGAUAGAAAAUUGGUAACUGGUUACUAUGCAGAAUUCUUCUACAGAAAAUAUUCUGUAAAAUUUGUCUGUGGAAAAUAUUUUCCAAACAAGGUUGACUUUGAUUGUGAGUUUAAAUUUGGCCUAAAGCCCUCUAAUUACAUUAAAGUUUAAAUUCUGUCCAUAUAUCUCUAGUUUUGUGAAUGUAUUUUGUUGGUGUUUGAAAAAGAAUCAAGGGAAGGGGGGAAUUCCAGGUGCCUUAAUAUAAAGUUUGAAGCUUCAACCACCAAAGUUAAAUAGAGCUAUUAAAAAUGCACUUUAUUUCUAUUUUGUAUGGCUUGUCCAUUAGUUUUGUUCCCAGUGCAUAUUCCCGUAGAAUUUAAACAAAAAUAGAACAGAAGUGUAUUUUUGUUUGCUGAAUAUAUAAUGGAUGGAACCAUUGCAUUCUUGUACACUGAUUUGAAAAUGCUGUAAAUAUGCCCCAAUUUGUACUGAUUCUCUUUAAAUAUAAAAUGUAAAUAAAAUAUUCCAAUAAAAUA